UUCAGCUGCUUUGUUGUAGAUUCCUUGUAGGUUUCCUGCAGAUUUUAGCCUAAGUGUUGCAAUGGAACCGAGCUGGAGUACGUUUCUAUUUCAGCAGGCCAAUGAGGCGCUGCAUCACCAGCACCAGGUCGCCGGGAACAGCCUCUUGCCUUUGCUCAAUUCUGGGACGGAGCCACCUGAUCAGAAACCGGUGCUGCCCAUUCCCUUGGACCAGAAACCCCCCGUCAGCGCCGCAGAACUUCUUAAAGACAAUGUGGCCAGUGGGGUAGGGGGAGGCGGCGGGCCUCCUGUCGCCGUGGUCAAAAAGGAGCCUAAAUCAAAGACGCCCUUCAUCUGCGGCUACUGCAACAAGGCGUUCCGAGACAGCUACCACCUGCGGCGGCAUGAGUCCUGCCACACCGGCAUCAAGAUGGUCUCGCGGCCUAAGAAGACACAAACAGCCCCCACCAUGGUGCCGCUCAUAUCCACUGUACCACGUGAGAAUAGUGCAAACCCCUCGUACAUCACGACUGUAGCUGGUAUCCUGACUACAGCCACCACGUCAACAUCCACGGGCACGAGUAUCAUGACUCCAAUGCAGCACCAACAGCAGCAGAGUCUCCCCAAGAAGCCCCCCAAGCCGGUGAAGAAGAACCACGGCUGCGACAUGUGUGGUAAAGCCUUCAGAGAUGUGUAUCACCUCAACCGCCACAAGCUGUCGCACUCUGACGAGAAGCCGUUUGAGUGUCCCAUCUGCCAGCAGAGGUUCAAGAGGAAGGACCGCAUGACAUACCACGUCCGCUCCCACGACGGCGGAGUUCACAAGCCUUACAUCUGUUCUGUCUGUGGAAAGGGCUUCUCCAGACCUGAUCACCUAAGCUGUCACGUCAAGCAUGUCCAUUCCUCAGAGAGGCCAUUCAAGUGCCAAGUAACGGCCUGCACCUCUGCCUUCGCUACCAAAGACCGUCUGCGCUCCCACAUGAUCAGGCACGAAGGCAAAGUGACCUGCAACAUCUGUGGCAAGAUGCUGAGCGCCGCCUACAUCACAAGUCACCUCAAGACGCACGGCCAGGCCAGCUUCAGCAACCCAUGUAACAACAAAGGCAUAAGUGACUGGCAGUGGAACCACUCAGGGCCACGAAAAGGUGAGUUGACGGUAGGAGAGAUUUUAAAUAACUCCUUCCAAGUCCUAAUUGACAACUCUCACAAAGAUGCCAACAGCGUGCACAACUCGGCCACCACGACGCCCGUCACCAACUCGGCAGCCGCCAUCACCUCAGCCGUGAACCGCGGCGGUAUCACCAGCAACCCCGUCACGAUCGCCGCUCAGAUGAACAUCGCCACCAGCACGGUCAACAUCACGUCGCCCGUCAACCUGCAGCACCCCGUCACCAUCACUGGCCCCGUCAACCUGGCCUCCGUCAACAUCCCCACGACGGCGCACAUGAAUAUCGCCCACCCGGUCGCCAUCACCACUCCCAUGCCCAUGAAUAUCACCGGGCCCCUCAACAUCGCCAUGAGGCCCAUGGAUAGCAUGCCUUUUCUAUCCCAAGUCCUGCCUUCCUCCCCCCCCUGGUAGAGCUGCUUCAGCCCACGUGACACUGAUGAUGUCGUAACUGCCCAAUAACAGACGAGCCGGUCAGAGCUGUGGAGUCCGAGUUACAUUUAAACUAACGUUAGGACUCAUUAAAGCUGCCAUUGGAUGAUCUAAAGGGGGGGUCUCUUCUCCAGAUGUGAUUGGCGUCCACUCUCAGCAGCUGGCUUUGAAGUAUAAACUCUGAGCUCAUCAAAUCUAUUAUCUGUUGAAUUACCUGACUGGUGUCACAUGACCUCAUGGGAUCCAGUAAUUCUGUGUAAAUAACAAACAUUUUAUACCAAAGAUUUUCUAAGUGUUUCCCACUGAAUUCUAUAUUUUGAAAGAAACUGAAAACCUUUAAAGAACGUUUAGACCAUGAAGGACAAAAAAAUUCUUAUGAAAUUAGCACCCAUCAGUGGAGCUGUGUGUGGGGGGGUCGGGGUGGGGGUGGGGGGCAUGGAGACCCUGUCUGACUGAAUAAUUAAACGGUAGAAGAUAACAUGUUCAAAUGUUGCUUCUUUCCCAAAACCCAUGAUUAUUAUUUCACUAAUAACGCAGCUUUAAAUCAACAAAUUCUUCCACUUUGACUUGGCUUGAAUUAUUGGGCAGUGACUUCACUUUCAGCUGCUGCGUGUUCACCUGUAUUUCUUUUGUAUUUAUCCCUUUUCUUUCCCCCUUUCUACAAACCUGGGCAGUUUGUUGUACUACGACAGGUAGCUGACGGUUAGCCGGCUCCUUGCAGCAGCGAACGCAUCACCUGCUGUGGAGAGUCGAACCCUCUUAGAGCCCUUCUUUCUUUCUCUUCUGUUUAGCCACUGAAGGACAUUGUCGGUCCCGUACAGGUGACCCGCUCAAACACCUGACUGUACCUGAGGCUCGUUCAACAGCUCCUGCAGUGGACGUCUUGUUGUUCUUGAUGCUUCCUCUUGAGGCAAAUUUUGUUUCAUGUUCUUUUUUUCCCUCUUGUUAUUUUAGUGGACUUAUCAGUAUUUAAUAGUUCAUGUAUUUUAAAGUUCAAGUACAAAAAAAAACAACGCUUCCAUUCUGGGGGAGGGUGAGUGAUACUGUGGACCCCCCCCCAUGUCUGUAUUUUGAAAUUGCUGGAAACCAGUCACUCCUCACUGCUGGAUGUUCUACACAAGUUUAUCUGUGACAUUUGUUUGGAAGUUUUUUAAUGUAUUUAUAUCAGGACAUGACAGUUGAAGGUACAGCUGAGAGGAGAGCAUGUCCCCCAGGUUUUUGCCCUUUAAAUGGCAGUAUUAUCAAAAGUCAGAUGAAUAAAAAUUUUGAUUACUGAGGACAUUUCUUACCUGUAGAGGUCAAAGAGCUGCGUAGCGUAGCUGCUACGAGAGCAGUCCCAAAGUUACCUGUUGUAUGUUGAGCUGGGUAGAUGUUUACUUUAGUAGGUGUAGGAUCCCAUCACUGUCAGUCAAACUCAGGAAGGUUACUGAGAAUAGUCUUUUAAAACCAUGUUCAACAUUUUACACACUGACCAUUUCUUUGUAAAUAUGAGACACUAUUUUAUUGCCUUUUACCUGUGGGAGAGUGAAGCUCUCUGCUUAGCACAGGCAGCAAUGCAAGAACUAUAUCACCACUGAUGUGGCCGUCCAUCCGGAGAGGACAGAGACAUGAGCAGAGACUGAGGAGAGGACAAGUCUGAUUAUCAACAGUCCCAGAGAACAGUCUGCUGACAGGUGUCAUCUGAUCAGCUGCAGCUUCAUAGAGGUCAAUGGACCUGAUCGCUGCUGUCCAGAAACUAUUAAAAUCACAGGAAGGAGCCGUCGACUCAGAGAUGAACCCAGUGUCAAACUAUGGCUUCCUUUUCAUUUUAAAACAAAACUCUACGUUUCCUCCUGCCGUCCACACCCCUCCAGAGUUCUCAAGACCCGGUUUUAUUUUGAAAGCUGUGGGGUUGUGUUUUAUUUUGAAAACUCUGGGGUUGUGUUGUAGUCUGGACAGAAACUGAGACCUUUGUAAACGAUGAGGUCACACCCAUGGUCUCUCCUGAUUGGCUCUCAUCAGCCUGGACUACCAGUGGUGAGUACAACAUGAAUGACAGUGUCACUGACCUUGUUGUCUUUGCUAGCAGCCGUUGUUCACUAUCAUUCUUCAGUAGUCUGGAUGGAGAGUUUCUGAUACGCAGCUGAACUGCUCAUCUGGACAGAGAUCACUUUCGUUUUAAAAUGAAAACGUAGUAAAGUGGACGAAGCCUAACGCAGCAGUGAAAACCAGAACUGCUCAUUUCAUCUCCCGCUCUUCUCGAUGAAGGUAUUUAGACAUCUGUCUCAGGUGGAAAGUAUCACUUCUGUUGUGCAAAGAAGAAUAUCCUGCAACUUAGCAUCACAAAGUAUUGAUCAUCCUCACGUCGAAUGUUUCGGUCUCUAGCCCUUCGUCCAAGGUCAGAUGAUCAUGAUGAUGUAGAGAACAGUGCUGAUGAGGUUGUGAUGCUCCUGUUGGUGAUUUCAUCAGUUGGUGAACAGAGUUGUGUCAGUGUCGCAGCUGCACAGAUCAGACCUGUCAGCAGCAGGAAGGAGCUUCAGGGAAACGAUCAUCCAGCCUUGUCCUGCUGUAAUCUGCAGUUUCUCUGUCCGUCUCUCUUGCAUCGCUCAUUGUUUAGUUGUAACUGUUAUUUUAUUGUCUUUUGUUUUGUUUUUUUAAAUCCUGGCAGUUUAUCUUUACUGGAAGACUAAGGCUGUGAUCACAAAGGAGGUGUUGUUUUCCCGCUCAGAGCUCAGGUGUGCCUGAAAGAGCAAAGAUGUCAGUGUGUGGAAGAAACAUGAUUCAUGUUGCCAAGCAACACGGGAGUUGACAACGUGCAACCACGUACACACAGUGACAAGAUUAUAUGUAACCUUGCCACUACAUCUUACAGCCCCACACCUCUGUCCAUGUGGGCAACAGUUUUAUUUUCAUACAAGCUUCAGACUGGAAAUCUGUCCGGCCUCUGCAGCGUCACCAGUCCUGUCCCAUCAGGACUGAAACACAGCUGUGGACCAGCGAGUCCUGGUUCAGAGGCCUGAGAGGUCGAAUGAAUCCUGGUACCAGUUAAACCCCAUCAUGGUCUCAGGCCCCGUUCAGACCUGGUAUUAACAUCCGUCUCAUGUGAUCUGAUCACAGGUGGUCAGCUCUAAGUUCAGGUGUGAGUGCACCUGAGACACAUUGAGGACGUGUUUGAGAUCUGAUCCCUCAGACUGUAUUCAGAGGUGGUCUGGACCACAUUGAAGGACGGCCUGCUUCAUUGACGUCCUCUGACACAUUCUGAUUCGUCCCAACAGUUUCAUCAUCAACCCAAAAUAUUUUACUGGUUCAAAUGGAUAAAUUUUGUCCUGAAGGUGGACGGACGUCUCAAAGUCAGGACUCUGGGACAACUGUUCACAGUUUCAGACUCACCUGAAGAGGUGUCACCUGGCUGUUUGCACUUAAAGCAACAGAAGUGUGUGAAGUUCUUUCACACAUGGCCAAUCACUGAGCGUGUGUGAUUAUGACAUCACAACAGGGUUUCCAGCUGCUGUGAACAGUGAUAAACCUGAAAUACACUGAGGCUUCUGUGAAGACCAAGGUGACAGUGUAACAUCUUCUCUUCAACUGCAGCACAAAGUGAAUCAUGUUCAUGAGCUCUGUGUGAGGCUGAAGUUUCACUCACACCGGGUCCAGGACUCACCGGGUCCAGGACUCACCGGGUCCAGGACUCACCGGGUCCAGGACUUCCACUUGAACAGAUUAGAGAAUUGUGCUUGUCACAGAGAGCGACUGAACAACGGAGCGAACACGUUAACAAUCGUCUCUUUUGUGAUCUCAGCCCCAGUUCCUGCACCAGGCUCGCAUACUGUCCCACAGUCCUGUGUGUGUGUGUGUGUGUGUGUGUGUGAGAGAGAGAGAGAGUGAGAGAAGCCUGUUUGUAGUUGGGCCUUUUUUCAGUGCAGGAACUCUGAAGCACUUGCAGCAAACUGUAGGGUGUGCACACUACAGAGGAGUGGUACUUAACCAGGGCAUUUCAGUCUGAUGGGAUGAGACAAUGAGCGCUGUUUGUUACAGUUCACCUGGCCACGUCUACGUGUCGGCAGCCCAGAUGUUCGGCCCGUCGUACGCAUGCCAACUGUCCACCAAGGGAAACGCUCUCAUGUGGAAUGGCAUUAUGAUCUUGGAAAUUGAUUAAUUUCCCAUAUUUUGUUUUCUAUUUUUUUCCGAUGUUGCAUGUGGAUGACUGAGCUUGUCCAGAGUAGGUUUGAGUUCAACAACCAUUAUUAGAAGGCUAGUGACUUUUAUGAAAACAAAACACUAAAAAAAAUUAGGAUGAAAGGAAGUGUGUGGUGUCAUUUGUCCUUCUCCAGUGGCCGUAAACAAGUGUGCCUGAAAUACUUUGCAAGACUUUUCCACACGUUGAUGCUUCCUCCUCCAGAUGUGCUGUGUGAUGGAAUCGUUUUGUGAAGGAAGCCUUCAUCAGUUCAGACUUGCCCCACAGUCUGACAACCAAACUGUUGUGAUUAGCUUUUUCUUUCUAUUUUUUUUUAACCUAAUGAUUGUGAAGUUAUCAUCUUGUACUUCAGGAACAACCUUGAACCAUAAAUUGAUCUUUAUUUAAGUCGAGGUGUAAAUGUAUCGGUGACAUUUAAGUUUUUAAUUUGACUCCAACCUAAUGUGAAAAACUACAGAAGAAGAUUGGGGCCACAUGUGAUUUUUCUUUUCUUUUCAAGAAUUCUGACUUAAAACUCAGAAUUCUUAUUUUAAAUUGAGUUAAAAGUCAUAAAUCUAAAAAAGAAAAAAAUUAAUCUCACAUGGCCCUAAUCUUGUUCCGUAGAAAUCCUCUUCCGUAAAAAACAAACCGUUUAUUUGGCCAAAUAAUGAAAGAUUUUUUUUCUUCUCUGUGAAGUUAUUAUGAUGAAUUUGGCAGAUGUGAAGGCAAAUGAAUGUAUAUCUUUGUACAAACCAUUAGUUCAGAGGACAUGUUAGUUAUGACAGACACAUGCAAGAAAAAAAUAACCUUUUAUAAAAUCUUUUUGUAUUAGAACAUUAACAAUGGUAAUUUUUGUAUAUACGAAGGCUAGGCUUUCUGAUUAGCAGAAAGGUAAAACAUUCCUACAUUUUUUUUAAAUGUAUGUCCAUUGAGAAUAAUUAUGUAAACAUAAUGCGCAAUGUUUUAUGUGCCUUUUAUUUGGGUUUGUCUAAAUAAAAGAAAACAAUAAAACAUGAUUGUGGACUGUCCAUGCUGAGUGCCACAGAGGAAAGUCAAUACUGUCCAUCUCACCUGAAUCCCCGGACUGACCCCCACCCCACCCCCCCCCCUGCACUCGCCUACAUCAGGAGAGGAGUCUCCUCUGGUUUCAGUUGAUUGCUUAGCUUUAGUUGAGGUCUGUUGGAGGCUGCGAUGGUUGCUGAAGUCCCGGUGUGUGUGGGUGUCUCUGGUCUCCAGGCUCCUCGGCGACAGGUGGCCCCGCUCAUGAUGAAAGUGCCUCUGUGACUUUGCUUAUCGGAGUGGACUGUGGGGGAUUUUGUGCCAAAUCAUGGUCUGUAUGUGACGACAAAAACAUUUCGGUGUUUUUUCAUUCUUUAACUAUUAAACUUGGAAAACCUUC
This is a messenger RNA of Seriola aureovittata, 7128 nucleotides long. Its product is annotated as vascular endothelial zinc finger 1-like. Bases 62 to 1558 code for a protein of 498 amino acids. The record is from RefSeq and is a predicted model, not a curated record. Gene Ontology annotation, biological process: regulation of transcription by RNA polymerase II. NCBI's taxonomy places the organism in Eukaryota, Metazoa, Chordata, Actinopteri, Carangiformes, Carangidae. The transcript has 7 exons. Gene Ontology annotation, molecular function: RNA polymerase II cis-regulatory region sequence-specific DNA binding; DNA-binding transcription factor activity.